This is a messenger RNA of Hibiscus syriacus, 1083 nucleotides long. Its product is annotated as nuclear transcription factor Y subunit A-7-like. Gene Ontology annotation, molecular function: RNA polymerase II cis-regulatory region sequence-specific DNA binding; DNA-binding transcription factor activity, RNA polymerase II-specific. The record is from RefSeq and is a predicted model, not a curated record. Bases 159 to 866 code for a protein of 235 amino acids. Gene Ontology annotation, biological process: regulation of transcription by RNA polymerase II. The transcript has 6 exons. Lineage: Eukaryota; Viridiplantae; Streptophyta; Magnoliopsida; Malvales; Malvaceae. Gene Ontology annotation, cellular component: CCAAT-binding factor complex.
UAGGGUCCUCCCAACAACACAAACAUUUCUUCUUCUUUGCUGCUGCUGCUGCUGCUUCUUCAAGCCUCAUCAGAUCCCAUAGAGCAAAUCUUUCUGAGCAUGCCUUAACUGCACAAACUGGUCAGGCUGAAAGUUGUAGGAAGGACGUAGAGGCAAAAAUGAAGCCGGUUUUCUUGCUUAACAAUCCGAACACCAUGUUCAGCCAUUCCGGUCCAAAAAAUAAUCAUUCAAUGGCUCCUGCUCAAUAUCCUUAUGCGGACGCAUACUUCGGUGGCCUAUUUACUCCGGAUGGGCAACCAGCGUUUGUAAGAUCGUCCAAGCUAUUCUGCCUUGCCGCAGUAGUUAUUCAGGCCCAGACGGGAGGAGGAAGUGCACCAGCACGAAUACUGCUACCGCUUGAUCUUGCUGAAGAUGGCCCUGUUUAUGUCAAUGCAAAACAAUAUAAUGGGAUUCUUAGAAGGAGGCGGUACCGUGCAAAGCUCGAGGCGCAAAACAAACUUGUCAAAUCUCGGAAGCCAUAUCUUCAUGAAUCUCGGCAUCGUCAUGCAUUGAAUAGGGUUCGGGGAUCCGGUGGACGUUUUCUUAGCAAACAGAAGCUUCAACUUCCUCCUGGCCCAACUUUCAACACAAGUUCCCGUUCCAUUUCCAAUGCCAGCUGCUCAGACCAAAUGAACAGUGGAUUAGAACUCGGGGGCCAUUUGCGUGCUGUAGAUUGCAGCGCUUCGAGUACAAGCUGCUCUGACAUCUCAAGCGUCUCCAACAACACUGGCAAUUUCCAGCGACCGAAACACGGAUUCAUGGACAUCUCUCCUGGCGCGAGCAGCAUGUGCAAUGGAAUCCAACACUAUGCUUCAAUUGUCAUGUGAGAAACCGGGUCAACGAAGUCGGCAACUCAUCCUUGGCUUUGAUAUUAUGUAUUAUAUCAUCAUUUCAACCAUCGAUCAUGCAUGCUGUGUAACUAUAAGUGUCUUGAGAAAAUCUGUUUUAAGAUUAGGCUGAAAAGAGUUUGACUUGUGUUGAACAAUGUUUUAUAAUGUUUUGAUGUAGCAAAUUAAGAUAAAAUGUUGACAUGUUUUUGGAUUU